Carassius auratus (goldfish) is the source of this 3711-nucleotide messenger RNA. RefSeq lists its product as uncharacterized. Bases 2133 to 2807 code for a protein of 224 amino acids. NCBI's taxonomy places the organism in Eukaryota, Metazoa, Chordata, Actinopteri, Cypriniformes, Cyprinidae. The transcript is spliced from 6 exons. The record is from RefSeq and is a predicted model, not a curated record.
CCUAGGUCUCUGAUGCCAACUGAAACAAGACCUUUAAUGAUGAUAACAUUGAAUAAGAAAAAUAAAUAUAAACUCAUGCUCACUCUAAAUAUGCUGAAUAAAAAUGGUAAGAUCUAAAUUAACAGUUUUUUCCAAGUCAAAAAUAUUCUGUAAUAUUACUGAAUCAAUUUAGAUACACGAAUCAGCAAAAUACAGUUGUAGCCUAUGGGUUGAAUCAGGUCAAAAUAGCUCUUUAAGGUAACAAUUGCAGGCCAUCACUUUUACAGUUUAAGCUUGAGUGAGCAUGAGUUGUUUAUUAUGUAAUAUAGCUGUGGAAGCUUAAAAUAAUUUUAUUAUUAAUUAUUGUUAUAUAUUGUAUUAUAUCAUAUUACCCUUUAUAUCACUCCAUAUUGUUAUAUAAUCAUUAACCUAUAAAAUAUCAAGUAUUUGUAACAGAAUAUUAACACACUUGUUAACAUAAAAUAUAUAUUUGUAUAUCUGAUAUUAUAUAGCUGUAUUGUUGUUAUCAAUAUUAUAUAUUAUCAGUAUGUAAGGGAUAAUGUACAUCCAGCCGGUUGUUCUCGCAGAAUAAACCCCGACAGGAUGAUCAGGAGUCAGGACCCCAACGCGAAGCAGUCUGGAUGUACAUUAUCCCACUAAUUACAAGUCUACUCGCCACAUAAGUAAAUAAAUGAAUGCAAAAUAUUGAUUUGAAUUGAAAAAUUUAAACGCAAAGCUUCCGUGAAGACAGCAGUUGCGAGCAAGCGGCAAAUUCAAACUAAACGGACAUUUAAGGGGAAACGGUGCAGACAAACCACGUAUUACACAACAUUUCCCCACAAAAUAAUUACGGCAAUAAAAUAAUUAAGACAAAAAUGUUUAAAAACCUUACCAGUUUGUUAGUUCUCUUAUGAGUUAAUCCAGUACAAAACAAUCAUAGCAAAAUGGCUGUGGCUGCGUUUGUAUGAAACGAGAGCGAGUCUGCAAUACCAUGAUGACUUAAUUAAACAAUUGUACAGCAUUUUGAAUCAAUUUUAACAUUUUAUUAGCUAAACUAAUGCAAAGCUUCUUACAAAAAAAAAAAAUAUAGUUCAAGCAAGAGUACAGCGCCGACUGCUGUUACCCGGAUGAGCUGUUUUAUUAUCUUUUACAGGUUAUCCAGGUUGUUAAUAUAUAUUAAAUGCAGAGCACAGAUUCUUGACUUAGCAAAUGUUAAGACUUUACUUUUUACUUUCAUGUUUUAUCAACAGAUGCUUUUAAAAAUGUUAAUUGACCUGAAGACAGUUAUAAUAAUUUCCAGGGUGCUUCCGGGACUAUAGAUUGCAGUGUAUAUUUUUGCUUACACAAUAAAUUCAAGAAAAAAGUUAAAUGUCUAUGUUUUCUUAUUUUGCACGAGUAGGUUGUAAUAAAAGAACUGGUGAUACAUGACAUCAGCCUCUUAAACUGUGGCAUAUUUUGGAUUUACUUUAAUUUGUAGCAAAAAAAUAUUAUGUCAAAGUCUGAGAGACAACAUGUACAGACAGUGGAGUAGUUCUUUCAAGAUUCAGGAUCCAAAACUGCAAAUGAUUUGAAACAGUUACCUCUUAAUAUAAUGGACUGAUUUGAAUGAUUCAGUUUUACUAAGGUGCAGAGGGAAAAUUAUUUUACUAUUUUACAGACGCCUCACGCCUCUAUUAAUUAUUGUACAUUAUGCUUUUUGAAAUUUUUUAUUUAAAAGAGAAAGUUUGUUUUAAGAUGGUUCCUGAUGCUAGAUCCACGUCUAAUUAGCAAUAUAUAUUUUAAAGACUAGUUGUUGUAUUAGUUCUGAAAUAAUAGCUAGUGCUUUCUAAAAAUUGCAGAUUUUAUGCAGAUUUAUUGCAGAUGUUAUCAAAAUGUCAAUAUAAUUUCAAUAGGACUCGCUGCAUAUAAAUAACUAAGCAACACCUAUUCAUGUCCAUUCCAGGGAGAACAUCGAUUAAAAUUAUUAAAUAGGCUAGUAUAAAAAAUUUUUUAGAAAUAAUUUAAAUAAGCUUUGUUCCUUUUUAAGUAUUUCAGAAAUGCAAGCAACUAAAUCUUUAUUUAAAACAAAGCUUAACAGGAAACAGGUAUAAACAGGAAAUCAUGUGUCAGGAGUGAAUCAUUAAUGACGUUAGUGACAAGUGUAACAAAAGAGGAUGUCUCAGCUCAAAAAUUACUCACCUUGUAUAGGAGAGACAAUGGCAGCUACAGUGAAACUAUUUUUUGGUAAGUGCAUUCAAAGCACAUAUGCUUUAUCAGAAUGUUUGUCCUGCAUUCGUUUGUUUUUAAUAAUAAUGAUUUGGAAACAUAGUGUGCCAUUUAAAUUGUACUUAGGAUAUUUAUACUUUGCAUCUCCCAAAUGUGCAGUUUUAGUUGUGGAGGGAAUUCAUGCCAGUCUAAUCUGCACUGUGUCAGUGUACCAGAAUCAGUCCGUUGCUUACAUCAUCUCUGGACCUCUGCCAGCUCCUGGCUGCAUACCCGAAUGGACUGCUGCUAAUACCAUGCUGGUUGAUGAGAAUGGGAAUAUUUACCAUCAAGUGGUUUUGCAUGCUGAACCUCAAAGGAUUCUCACCGUAGGCUGUCAACAUCAUGUUGCAUACCGUCUGGAAUGUUUGGCAAUUAGGGUUUUCUUGGUGGUCAACUGUAACUAUAAGUGUCUCACUGUACCUAUUGCAGUGGUCACAAAAGACUCAGCUGUGGAGGGGCUCCCAGGUACAGGACGGACUCAUGUUGUGUCGUAUGCUGUCAUUGGCAUUGCUGUACUUGGCUUUGUUAUCAUGACAGUCAUUUACAAGUACAGACAUCUAAGGGAAUCUGUUGGUGCGGUUUAACAAACAAAUCGACUCUUUGCAGGACAGAGAAUCUACACUUUAGCCAGUGCUGACAGUUUGGUAUGUUUGGAUCUUUUGAUCCUUCAGAAAUAAGUUUACUCAUAUUGGCAACAGGUGCUAAACUCAACAAGGGAGUGGCACAUAAUCAGCUGGCCUCGGGGGAAAUGAGUAAUGUGACCGUAUGGAGCAACCAAUGGGUCCCACAACAGACAAUCUAUAACUUUUAGCUAUACCCUAGUGAAAAAUAAAUAUACUUAAAUGUAUACUAAAUACAGUUUUAUAUGCUCAAUAAAAAUACUCUGCCAUUGUACUUGUGGUAUACAAAACAUGUAUACUCAAAUUCUGCUACACUGGAACAAAGAUUUUUGUACUGAAUGCACUUCAAUUGUGCAAAAGUAGUUCUGAAGUCCAAGUAAAGAUACAAUGAAGUAUAUUUGAUUGUGGAACUAUAAUAUGUAUGGUUUAGGAAUUACAAAAAAACAAAAAACACAUUUAAAGACUGAUAUUAUUCAAAGACCAUGCAAUCCUUAUCAAUAGUGACCUUAACACAGAUUUUAGGCCUUAUAUCAAGAAAUGUGCCUUGUACACAAGUAGUACUCCAAAUACAUUUUCAUUAUAAUUUUUAUCUCAGUAAGUCUUAAUUGAUAUCAAGUAAAUAUGUUAGUAGAUUUGAACAAUACUUCAUCAGUACAAAUAAACUCAGUAGACAAACUGUUGUAAACUUUUAUGUACUAGUUAGUAAUACAGUUUGCCCAGACUGUUUUUUAACAUUUGAUUUUUGGCAAGCAAUUUCUGCACUUCAGGGCAUUGGUUUUUAUCAUUUUAUUAACUUGACACCUUUUCUGUCUGUAUGGCAUUUGUCUUUUUUUUUCUUCUUCUGUGCAAUAAAUAACUUGUGAAAGUA